AUGCAUGAAGCCCUCCAAGACUCCACCAUCCAAAGCUCCCUUCAGAUCGGCCAGAUGGUUCGGGAUUUCGUUUAUGAGUCCCUCAACUUCGAAUCCGGCCCAGAUGUAGGCGUGAUUCUGGCUAUUAUCAGCUCCGCCUUUGGAACAAUUGGCGGCCUUGCCUCUCCCAUAAGGGGUGUAGCCGGCCUCUUUGGCACCUUUGGCUUAACAGUGACAAACAUGGUCGGGGCAACGCGCCUUGAGGAUGAGGAGCCAGAUACAGAGUCAGUGACUGUGGGUGUUGCGAUUAGGUUGGCUCAGGUCUUUGGGUUCUUCACAGAGGCAAUUGAGGAUAUGCGUCUUACAAUCUUUAACGGUGAGGAGAAGCCCAAUGGUAAGAGCUUGACCUUUCAUGAUAUUGGGCCGAUUGCAUCGUUUGGGGAGAAUGAGAACACUAAUGGUAUUGGGAUUGAUCUUGAUGCUAACCCUGAUGUGUUACCGCCUCCCCGGUGGCGCAGUUCUUUGGGGGUGGGAGGUGGUUGUUGGAUGAGGAGGUUGGGCAGACGGAGCUUAACCAGCGGUUUUGGGAGGUUCUUGAAAAAGUCCCUCAUCUCUGGUCUUUUAGAAGAUAUCAGGGCCUUCAUCAUGCGCGACUCCUCCAGCGAAGGCCGAGACCGCUGGUGCAACAAGGCCGGUGCUCUUGAUAUCGACGGUGAAUGCUGGUUUAUUCUCCGGGUUGACCCUAAGGAUCUAUACCUCACCCGCGAGAUUGAAGAUACAGCUAUGAACUCGUUUGCUAACUACGAUAUCAAUAUUGAACACGUCUACCGCAACGCUAUUGCCUGCCAGGAUAAGCUGGGUGAUGGCCAGUUUGAUGAGUGGAACUCAGUCUUCAACAACAUGGGGACUGAUUUUCUUCAGGCCCCGCCAAUGGAUGAGAAUGGGUAUCCUGAAUGA
Molecule: messenger RNA, 936 nt
Organism: Podospora pseudocomata
Lineage: Eukaryota; Fungi; Ascomycota; Sordariomycetes; Sordariales; Podosporaceae
Exons: 3
Coding region: 1-936 (311 amino acids)
Source: RefSeq, a predicted model, not a curated record